Molecule: messenger RNA, 2748 nt
Organism: Thunnus maccoyii (southern bluefin tuna)
Lineage: Eukaryota; Metazoa; Chordata; Actinopteri; Scombriformes; Scombridae
Gene: eif4ebp2
Product: eukaryotic translation initiation factor 4E binding protein 2
Exons: 3
Coding region: 205-549 (114 amino acids)
Biological process (GO): negative regulation of translational initiation
Cellular component (GO): cytoplasm
Molecular function (GO): eukaryotic initiation factor 4E binding
Source: RefSeq, a predicted model, not a curated record
UAUCCGCCCGCAGCGUGUCGUGCUUCCUGCCUUGCUGAGGGAGGGGACGGUGCUGACGGCUGGGAGGACGAAAGGAGAGACAAGAAAGCUUUUAGAAAGAAAUAAGAGAGUGGGGAACGGCCCGGGUUUCCACCGUCCGUCGGGAAAAGAAACACCCCCCAAAUUUCUGUAGCUGCUGCAACUGUCACCCAAUCGGCGCUGAAAAUGUCGACCAGUCGUCAGCUGAGCGAAAGCAGGGCCAUCCCGACCAGGACGGUGUUGAUCAACGACACAACGCAGCUACCUCAUGACUAUUGUACCACCCCUGGAGGCACUUUAUUCUCUACCACUCCCGGAGGAACCCGGAUCAUCUAUGACCGCAAGUUCUUACUGGACAGGCGUAAUUCUCCCAUCGCCCAGACCCCACCAGCUCACCUGCCUGUCAUCCCUGGAGUGACCAGCCAACAUGUCCUGAAUGAGAACCAGAAGAAUGAAGCCAACAACCACAUUAACAACCAUGAUGGCAAACCCACUACCGGUGAUGACGCUCAGUUUGAAAUGGACAUCUAACUGACUGGAACCACACCAGCAAAAGCAAAUGACCUGGCAUUACACGUGCCAGUGGCUUGGCUUGUAGAAACCAAUGUUGUGAGCCCUCAUGGCAGCCAUCUUCUUUAGCUCUCUGUCUCGCUGCUGGAUGUAAUGUGUGUAAACCAUGGGAAUAACAGUAUAUCAUACAUACAGGUACAGUGCGGCCAACUGUGGAAACUAGCUUGAAGGUUUAUUUGAAUAGAUUUCCAUGGUUACCAGUCGCUGUAGAAAUCAUCAAACCACACAACAAGGGAGCGGGCGUGAAUAUUAUGCACCCAGACAGUCUGUCCAGUUCGUAGAUUGCAGUGCUCAUCUUACAGCUUUCUGCGAGUCAGGAUCCUCAACAGGGCACUGCACAAAACUGACAAUUUUCCAACUUAACUGGGGAAGGGAGUGGUAAUUUUUAGUACUGGCCUUAGAAUCAGUCAAAAGCUUUGAUAUUCAUCACAGUCUUUGGUUUUGAAGACCUUUGUAAGCAUGUUAUUUAAGUGAUUUUUCUUUUAUUUUCUUUUUUUUUUUUUGGUUUUUGGAACUACUUGAAAAGCUCCACAAUCUAUUAUUGGUUGUUUGGUCUGUUUAGUAUCCAGUGACAGUAUGUAAAGGGAUGCUGUGUUUUUUUAUUUUCCGAUUAGUUGACAAUUUCAUGCCAUUCCAAUAAUUUAUUUUCAAUCACUAACACAAGCCUGUGUGUCGGUUUCCAAUUUUCAGGGGAAAGUAUUUUUUAAAUGACGUUUAGGCCAUGAUUGAACUGUUCAUCAAAUGAUUUUGAUUCCCGCUAUUCUGUAAGACUAAUUAUAAAUCCGGCAACUGAAAAUGAACUUUUCAUUUAGAAUAACAUUUCAGUAUAGUAUAACAUUAUCAAGCCGGCUGAUUUAUCACUAUUUUGACCUUGCUGUGAAUAUUAUUUACACAUUUCUCUCCUGCCAAGAAAAGUUACUCUUUUUCUCUAGAUUUGAUGGUUACUUAAUAGAUUUGCUGUGUUGGCAAGAGCUUUGUGUUCAUAAAUUAAGCAAGGAGGUAAUACUUUACAACAUCUGUCAGGUGUUUUUGAAUAUCCAGACCAUAUAAACAUUUAGAACAAUGUGGAAAUGGUUAUAUCCCAAUGUUAGUUUUUGGGGUGAAAUACGAGAAGAUUUUUUUUUUUGGAAAGACUUGAAAUAAUCCAGAUGUUUUAUAUGCAUUUUUAUUUUUUAAUACAGUUUCAUAGUAUUGAGGGUAUCUGUUUGGGAAUAAGCACUGUCAAGCCUUAGGAUUUGUUAGAAGUGUCUAAGAGUCAGAAAAUAAUGUUUGCAUCAGGCUUGACAGGUGCUGUCCCUUUUAUCUACAAAUCUGUCCCCAGUGUCCUUAAUCCAUCUUACAUUACCUUAUUCUUCUCAUGUCUCAUGUGUGUCUGCCCAUGCCUUACUUUACAUGAAAUGCAGUAACUAAAACUAGGUUCCUUGUCAUCAAUUUGUACUUUCCAACAGAUGUUUAUUUUUUCACUAUAACAUUGAACAGGUAACAUUGUAUUUAGCAACUGAGCAAAACAGAUACUUGUAAUUUUUUUUUUUCCUACAUUAUUUCCUUCCUCAAGCAGGUGUGAAGUUUGGAUGUGUGAUGACGCACAUUUGGUGCACUUUUGGGAUGCUGAAGUUCAGAUGGCGAUGUGGUUAAAAGAGUGCCACAUAUAACAUUUAUUCCUAAUAGUUUUAUUUUUACACCACAAUCAUAGUUCUGUCUGCUAAUUGUCCAAGGAGCAGCUCUGAACUUGGCAAAGAAAUCACCAUGAAGUACCAGUUUUUAUCAAAAUUCAUUCAUGAAGUUUGUUUCUCGGUAUGACUGGAACAACUGAAUGGCUGAAAUGAUGUCUAUCAAAGAUUUUAUUCUUUUUUCUUUUUGGCUUUGUAAUCCAUUCUGGCCAUGUGUGGUGAUGAAUACAUCGAGGGGUUGCUUGAACCCAUUUUGCUUUGCACAUUUUGGUCAACAAAACUCUUUAUAUUAUGGCAUCAUGAUUCAGAUUGCAGAUUUAUUUCGAAUCAGUUUGGUUUGACAAUGAGGGCUUAACAUUGUGUGUUGAACGAGAUUUUAAACAAACUUACUGUAACUUUCUGUUCUGAUUUUAAAUAACUUUAUUUUAAAUGAAACUCCAAUGCCAGUGGACACUGUUGCUGCAAGAUCAAUAAAGUUCCGUAACAAAGA